AGCGGCCGUGACAGAAACCGCAGUCAGCUGAUGCUCCUCCCAGCUGACUGCGGCGUCGGGCGUGCGUAGGAGCGUAGGUGUGUGGUCGAUUUUUGACUGUUUGCGAAUCAAAUGUUAGCUUCAAUCAGUCUCCAGUCAAGGUGGUCGGUUAAUUUGGCGGCCAGACUUUUGCACCUAACUGAAAGAGUAUAUUUUGGAGCUGGGAGUAAGCUCAGUGUGAGCAACAUGAGUGCACCAGCUCAACAGCAAACUGACAGAGGGAAGUGUGUCUUCUGCAGAAUCUGCGAUGGAGUUGAGCCAAAUAACAUCUUGCAUCAGGAUGAUGAAUUUGUGGUGUUCCCAGACAUCAGGCCGGCAGCUCCCCACCACUACCUGAUUGUCCCAAGGCACCACUACAUUGAUGUCAAGAACCUCUCGGCAGACCACAUUCCCAUGGUGGAGAAGAUGGUGUCUCUUAGCAAGGAAGUUUUGACAGCUCAGGGCGGUUGUGAGUCCACUGCCAGACUUGGAUUCCACUGGCCACCCUUCCACACAGUCAGCCACCUCCAUCUUCAUAUCAUUGCACCAGAGGGGGAGAUGGGCUUUAUAGCACGUGGGAUGUUCAAAAAGGAUUCAUUUUGGUUUGUUAGUCCUGAGACAGCCAUUCAAAGACUCCGACAGAAGAUGUAGCACAUAGUGCAGUACUCGAGAGUGGUGACUCCCAACAUUGUGCUUGGCACAAUCUAACCCUCCCUACAGAGUCUGUCACUGUCGUGCAAAUUUUUUCAGAAGAGGGCAGUUUGAUGAUUGAUGAUAAUAACAAUUUAACAAUAAAGACGUAGAAAGUCUUAGAAAUAAAUGUUAUAUGUGUGGGACAUUGAAGACGUGUUGAUUAAUCUGAUAUAUUUUUGUUUAAUUAUUAUAUAGAAAUGAUUUUAUAUAAGAUUUUGCACAUAUCUAACAUCAGUGCCAGGACUGUGAGCAAAAUAUUAUUUUUCCUAUUGCUUGUUUCCUUUGCCCCAAUAUAUUAAUUUUUAAAUUUAGUAAUGAGAGAUAAGUCUUACUAUAAAAAUAGAGCAUUUGCCAUAUAUUGUGAGAUUUUUCUUGCACUAUUACCAUCAGAUAUAGAAUUUAUUGCAUGGAAUAUUAUUAGAAAAUUAUUACUACAAAGUCCACUUCUGAGCCACAGCAUAUGAAAUGGAAUUUUUUCCCACAAAUGUUAUAAAUUUAACCUUUGUAACCAGUAUUUCAUUUAAAUAUUUUUUUUUAUUAAUUUUAGGCAGGUACUUCUAAUGAUGCAGCUAAUGUGAGUUUAAUAGAAGUAUGUCAGUUAAUGAUGGAAAUUAGAGUUUUUGGAAAAUAUUUUUAAAAUUUAGUCCGGUGAUUUAAUGUAGAAUCAUACUAUAUUGAAAAGAAAAUGAAACGGCUGUGAGUAUCAUGGUGCACAUUUUGAGCCAAAAAGUAUGUAGUGUAAAUGAAAGUUUAUUUUUAUAUUCUGUUUGUUUGAGGGAUAAUAAUUGCUGCAGGAAAAAGUCAACACACAUUUUGAUUUAAACUUUUGGUGCGGCUCUGUAAUUGUCGGAAUGCUAAGAAUAAUACCUAUGCAUUUAUUAAGAUAAAUAGAUAUUAUGUAAAUUAUUAGAUGUUUAAAAAUGACAAUAAUAUGCUUUACCACCAAAGAAUCACAUUGAUAAAUAAAGAAAAAUAGGAUGAAAAAGUAACAAAUAAUAAAGAAACAUGCUUUUGGUAUUAUUGCGACCUUUCUUACUGGAAAGAAAAUUUUGAGGUCCUAAGUGCAGAGCGGAAAAUACAUGGUGCUAUUUCAUCAUGAUGUGUUCCCAUGUUAUGUAAGGCCAGUGUAUUGACAUUAUAUAUACUGUAGUUUUGUAUUAGAAAUAUGUUUCUACUUUCCAUUGUUUAGUCAGAGUAAGGAGUAUGUUAAAAUUAUCUAUAAGAAGAAAUGUUAUAUUCCUGUUUUGGUGAUGUAUUCUGUAUAUUAUUUUGUGUUGAAGAUAUUUGUUUAUAUAAUUAUGUUGUAACUACUUUGAUCUUGUUAUGAUUUUCUUGAUCCAUGUGCCAUUAUGAACCAAAUUUUACAACAUAUCAUUUUAAACUGGCCAUAUUUCAAACACUAGUGUAUUUUGCAUGCACUCCACCCACCCCUCAGUUGGGUAGCCUGCCAUGGUCUUCCUGCUUUCUGCAGCCAUAGUCAGGACUGAGUGACUCUGCAAUGGGUGAAGAGGAACUUUAGGACAUGUCCACACUGCCCUUCACUGUGAAACAUACAUUCAGUCUCUUCCAUUUACACCAAACCCAUCCAUACUAAUACACACUCAUAAUCACACUUCAUCUGUACACUAAAUGCCUCCCCACUCAUUCAAAACCUCAUCCUCCCAGCAAUAUAGAUAUACCCAUACCUGUACCAAAUAACAAGUAUUACAUUAGAAGUGUGCAUAAUUGAUGUCACAGGGAGGACAAAACACAGACAAAUAAUAUAUGUUAAGGUGUAAGUUGUACAAGUGUAUAAUGUGACAGUUAGUUGUGUCUUUAGUAGUAGUAUUUUAGAAUAUACAUUUAUUUCUUGUAAGUUAAAGUAGGAGUUCAAUCAGGGAGUAAUUUGACUUUUUUUUUUUUUUUACACAUUUAUGAUGAAAACUUUUUUUUAAACCAAAGAACUGUAUUUCUGGCUUCUUUCCAGAUGGAACCUUAACCCUGUGAAUAUUUUAAGAACAAUAGUUUCUUUUCUGUGUUCUGAGUUUUAAAAACUUGAUUCAUAGAUUACCUCAUGAAAAAAAACUAGUUUUUAUUAUCCUUCUAUCAUUUUUAAGAAACAUCUUUUUAGAAUGGUAACUAUUAUUGACUUUUUCAUUAUAAUUAAUUUCAUUGUUUCACUGUUAUGUCAAAACAUGAACCUCAUUUUAAAGUAAAAAAUACACAUCUUAAAGCCAUCAUAUUAAAAUAGAAUAUCUUAUGUAAAAAUUGGCUAACGAAGAGGAGAGAGAAAAAUUAUAUGCUAUGGUGAUAAAAGGU
Molecule: messenger RNA, 3009 nt
Organism: Penaeus monodon (black tiger shrimp)
Lineage: Eukaryota; Metazoa; Arthropoda; Malacostraca; Decapoda; Penaeidae
Product: histidine triad nucleotide-binding protein 3-like
Molecular function (GO): catalytic activity
Source: RefSeq, a predicted model, not a curated record